This is a messenger RNA of Coccomyxa subellipsoidea C-169, 2256 nucleotides long. RefSeq lists its product as hypothetical. The transcript has 16 exons. Bases 1 to 2256 code for a protein of 751 amino acids. Lineage: Eukaryota; Viridiplantae; Chlorophyta; Trebouxiophyceae; Coccomyxaceae. The record is from RefSeq and is a predicted model, not a curated record.
AUGGAAGCAAAGUUGUCCAUUCAGCCUCAUGGGUCUAGUGGGAGUACUAUCUGUCGUCCUUUCAGAGCAAAACUUGUACGCCAUAGCUGCUUUGCCAAACGGGAAAAGUAUUCUACUAUAAUCAGCGCUUCAUCUUCCGGAAAGUGCGGACCAGCGGCAACCCACAAAGCCUUGGCAACAACGCUGGUGGCCACCUGUCUGGCAUGGAAUGCUGGGCAUGCCUGGGCAGUGACCAGCGUGACAGGGGAGCAGUCGCAGCGCUACCGCGAGGAGCUGGAGCAGCUCAUCAAGGCGCGAAUGAAGCCUGGCGAGCGCGCUCUGCCAUCCCUCACAUCCUCCCCCAAGGUGCAGGAGCUGCGGUCAAAGCUGGUGCAGGCUGAGUCAGCUGCGGUGGGAGGGAACGCACGCAGCGAGGCGGAGGCGGCAGAGAUCGCGCAGCUGCGGCGGCAGCUGGAGGAGUCGGAAAGCGCGCGGCAGGCCCCAGAGACAGCAACACCGCCGCCAAAGGCAGCCGCAGCAGUGCCCUCGGCCGCGCCAGCGCCCAGCACAACACAAGGCAGCACCGCACCAGUCAACCAUGCAGCUCCAAUGACUAAGAAGGCCGAGCCUGCCGCGGCAGGACUGUCGACUAAAGGCGCAUCGCCCGCUCCCAAAGAGGAGGCAUCCGGCUUCUCGCUGCUGAAAGGUGAGCAGGGGCGGCUGGAGGCCGAGCAGGAGGCGCAGCGAGCCCAGCAGCGCGCAGAAGUGGACGGCCUCAGCUCCCAGGUGAGCCAGGCGAGGGAGGCCGUGUCGCGUGAGCAGCGGCUGAAGGAGCAGCUGCGGGAGCAAUUGGCCGCUGCCGCCAUCGACUCCAAGCGCCAGGUCCAGCUGGAGGCUGAGGCGCGUACAGCGGUGGAGGCGGAGAGGGCGCUGGUGCAGAGGGCGCUAGAGGCCGAGCGGCGAACGGCCGAGGCCGCGCGCGCCGAGGCGGCGGCUGCGGCGGAGGCGGCCGCAGCCGAGCGCGCCGCCAAAUUUGCGGCAGACUCCGAGGCGCGCGAGCUGGCCCGGGAACUCGCCGAGCUGGAGACCGCUCUCGAGCGCCAGCGGGAAUUUGCGGCACGCGUGGGGGCUGACGCGCACAAGGCGCAGGCAGACCUGCAGGCGGCGCAGCAGCAGAAGGGCAAGAUGGCAUUGGAGAAGGAGGAGGCUGAGCGCAAGGCAGCACUGGCUGAGGUGGCCCGGCUGGAGGCGCAGGUGGCCGCCGCCAGCAAGGAGAGCGCCGACGCCUCCAGGACCCUGGAAUCGGUGGGCAAGCAGAACCUGGACAUGCGACGUGCGAUGACGAUAAUGAAGGAGCAGGCGGCCGAGAUGGCGCUCAAGGCGCAGGCGGCCGCAACGGCGGCGGCUGCCGUGCGCGCUGAAGCCGACGAGAAGCUGUCGGCGGCCAACGACGCGCUGGCGAACGAGCGCGCCAAGAUCGUGGCGCUGCAGGGCGAGCUGGCGACGACGAGCGCUGAGCUGGCGCGCGCGUCCGGCGAGGCGGAGAAGCUGCGCGGGCAGCUGACCGCCAGCGUGGCGGAGACGCAGCAGCUGCGCUCAAACCUGGCCAAGCUGUCCGAGGAGACCGCCGUCGUCGAACGCAAGCUGGCAGCCGAGGUGUCAAACAACAAGGUGUCCCAGGCUGAGAAUGCCAGCCUCCGCAGCGAGCUGGGAGGACUACGCAGCCAGCUCAGCGAAGCAUCCAAGCAGCUCGAGGCCGAGCGCAAAUCCAGCGGUGAGCUGGAGGCGCAGGUUGCGCAGCUGAAGCGCGAGUAUUCCCUCGUGGAGGGAGAGGCAAAAAGCCUGAAGAAGAUGACAGAGGCGUUGGAGGGGCGCACCCAGACGCUGACGGACCAGCUGGCCAAGCAGCGCGCAGAUUACGCGCAGAAGCUGUUCGAGGCGCAGCAAGAGGUCAACCAGGUGAAGAAUGAGGCAAGUGAGGAGCGUGCGGGGCGUGAGGACGCCACGUCAGCGGUGAUGAAGAUGCAGACCAUCAUACAGGCCGUACGCGACGAAAUGGUUGAGGCACAGCUGGCCGCCGACGAGGCGCAGGAAGCAUUAGAAGAGGAGCGGACGGCGCGCGUUGAGGCUGAGGCGUUGGCUGCGCGGCUGCGGUCGCAGCUGAGUGGGCUGCGGGAGGCGCAAAGCUCGCAGCAGGCCUCCGCGCAGCAGCGACUGGCCACACUGCAGGCGCACCUGGCUUCCCUCGCCUCACGCGUGGUGAGCGCUCGUGUUUGA